Molecule: messenger RNA, 993 nt
Organism: Capronia coronata CBS 617.96
Lineage: Eukaryota; Fungi; Ascomycota; Eurotiomycetes; Chaetothyriales; Herpotrichiellaceae
Exons: 1
Coding region: 1-993 (330 amino acids)
Cellular component (GO): kinetochore
Molecular function (GO): nucleic acid binding
Source: RefSeq, a predicted model, not a curated record
AUGGCCUCAAGUCCACCUGCUGCAGCGGCGACCGCUGCCGCUGACGAUGAAGAAGACGACUACAUGAACAUGACCUUCGCAGAACCUCAACCGUCACAUAAAAAGGAAACCCUUACACAGAGGAAGAAGCGGCUGGCCCGCGAAGCGGAACUUAAAGGUCGCCCAAAAUCUAAGGCUGAACUGGCAGAGGAAGAACGGAAGAAAAGGGAAGCAGCACUGAACUCUACAGCCAUCGACACCAGCAACAAAGGGUUCAAGAUGAUGGCGGCAUUAGGCUACAAACCUGGCAGCGCGCUGGGUGUAUCUCGACACGGCGCAGAUACAGACGACCGACUACUUGAGCCUAUAGGACUUGAAAUGAGAGACACGCGCAGCGGAAUAGGCGCCGAUGCGGAGAAAAAGCGGAAAUUCCGCGAAGAGGUUGAAGCACAACAGGAAGUGGACAAGAAGAGGAAGGUUGAUGCUGGAGAAUUCAGAGAAAGGCAGCAGAAAGAGCGGGAAGAGAAGAGGAUGGAAGGUCAAGUCUGGGGUGCCAUGAAAGUCUGUGAGCGGUUGGAAGAGGAAGACGAGCUGGCAGAUUCUGUCGGCGACGACUCUGCAGAACCUGCGAAGCGGCCCAGCAAGCCCCUGAAGAGCGUCAAUGUGCUAUGGCGUGGUCUAGUCAAGCAAAGGGCAGUCAACGAGCGCGACAGGAGGAUGAGAUACGACCUUCAUCAAUCGCUUUCAAGGCGCCCUGACUACAAUGAUCCAGACGAAGAGAACGAGGACAAGAUCGCCCUGGGAAGGAAAGCAGAGACCGAAGAGGUCGAUGUCGAUCUGGAUGAAGAGGAUGAGGAGCUGGACGACUUCGAGGCGCUAGAGGUCUCGGAGAAGCUGAACAAGCUUGUCGGCUAUCUACGAGAACGAUGGAACUACUGCUUCUGGUGCAAGUACAAAUAUCCCGACAAGGAAAUGGAGGGAUGUCCGGGUUUGACGGAAGAAGAUCACGAUUAG